This is a messenger RNA of Epinephelus fuscoguttatus (brown-marbled grouper), 2198 nucleotides long. RefSeq names its product zinc finger MYM-type protein 1-like. The transcript has 3 exons. Lineage: Eukaryota; Metazoa; Chordata; Actinopteri; Perciformes; Serranidae. The coding region runs from base 987 to 2198 and encodes 403 amino acids. The record is from RefSeq and is a predicted model, not a curated record.
CGGCGCGAGAAGUGGUGAGAGAGGAAGAGUGGAGUACUGGAGAAGAGAAAAGAAAACACAAAAUGAAAAGAAGCUACCCCAGCGGUGCUGAAAAGAGGAGGAAGAAGGAGGAAACCCGAAAGUUGAUGUCUAAGUUACCGAAAGUGACAAAUUUCAGGGUCCGUCAUGUAGAAAUGAACUAAAUGAGACAGAGAUGGGCUGUGAGAGCUCUGAAAUUAUCCAGCCAGGUUUGGAUGAUGUUGUUCCACCAGAUCACGAGACUUCAGCAUCAUCCACUCUUCAAAAUGAGACAGGGAUGGGCUGUGAGAGCUCUGAAAUUAUCCAGCCAGGUUUGGAUGAUGUUGUUCCACCAGAUCACGAGACUCCAGCAUCAUCCACUCUUCUAGUAAGAUGUCAGCACACUGUACUUCUUGAAGAUGACCCAGCACUCUGGCCAAAACAGCUGUCUGAUAGUGCACGCUGCUCAAUAGUGCAGAGAGGACCACUUCAGGUGAAGGACAGGAUCUUCCCAAGAAAUAAAGAUGGGCGCAGAUUUACUAGCAGCAAUUACUACAUGCAAAUGAAAAAUGGAGAACAGAUAUGCAGAUCAUGGCUUGUCUACAGUGAAAAGAAGGACCGUGUUAUUUGUUUUUGCUGCCGCCUGUUUGGAAACAGAGAAAGGAGCAAUCAGCUGAGUGAGGAUGGGUUUAAUGAUUGGAAAAAUCUUUCAGCCCACCUGAGACAGCAUGAAAAGUCAGCUGAGCACAUUGCAAAUAUUGAUGCUUGGCGCAACCUAUCGCAGAAACUCCAGACACACACGGCUAUAGAUCAGGUGAACCAAGAUCUUCUUUCUCUUGAAGUAAAUCGCUGGAAAGAGGUACUGACAAGAUUGAUUGCAAUCGUUAACCAUCUGGCAGAGUGCAAUCUAGCACUGUUAGCUGUUUCGUGGCCACUCUGACAGGCUGUUUGAGCCUGGAAAUGGAAAUUUCCUUGGGCAAGUUCAACUCAUGGCUCAGUUUGACCCAAUUAUGAGAGAGCAUCUGAGGAGAAGUCAGGCCAAAGAGCUAAGUGACAAUUACUUGAGCAAACACAUUCAAAAUGAACUCAUCUCCCUUGUAGCAAAGUGCACAAUCGAUGCAAUUGUGGAGAAAGUAAAGAAAGCUAAAUAUUAUGCUGUUACCAUGGACUGCACUCCAGACCUCAGUCACAAUGAGCAGCUUUCAGUGGUGCUACGGAUUGUGAAUUGUGAAACCUCAAAAGGUAUCUCCAUUCAUGAGCACUUUGUUGGUUUUCUUCAGGCACUUGACACAACAGGAAAAGGGUUAUGUGAGUCAUUUUUAGGGCACCUAGAAACACUAGGUUUGGACCUCUCCAACUGCCGUGGCCAGUCUUAUGACAACGGCAGUAACAUGCAGGGUAAAAAGCAGGGGGUCCAAAAGAGAGUGUUAGAACUAAACAGCAAGGCUUUGUGUGUUCCCUGUGGAAGCCACACUUUGAACCUUGUUGUUGGGGAUGCUGCCAAGUCAUCUGUGACAUCCAUCAGCUUCUUUGGUCUGCUACAGCGACUCUACACUCUGUUCAGCUACUCAGUUCACCGCUGGUCCAUUCUCACAGAGCACGUCAAGAAUUUCACACUGAAGGCAUUGUCAACAACCAGAUGGGAGUCCAGGGUUGAAGCUAUCAAAGCUGUUCGCUACCAGCUUCCUGAAAUUGUGGAGGCAUUGACUGCUCUAAAGGAAUAUGCCAUGGAGAAAAGGGAUGCAGAAGUUGUUUCAACAGCUGGAAGCAUCUGCAAGGAGAUGCAGAGGUGGCCUUUUGUGGUAAGUACCAUUGUAUGGUACAAUGUGUUGUUCCAGAUAAAUAAAGCCAGCAAGACCCUGCAGAGCCAGAAGGUUUGUAUUGAAACAGUCAGGAAAGAAAUCAGGGCAGUGACAGAAUUCCUUCAGGAAUUUCGGGAUGAUGGGUUCAACACUGCCAAAACAGAGGCCAGGGAAAUAGCAGAGAAGCUUGAGGUAGAGAUGAGCUGGCCAGAGGUGCGUCAGAGAAGAACAACCCAACAGUUUGAGUAUGAAGGCAAAGAGCAAACUCAGUCAACUGCAGAAGAGAUCUACAAAAGAGAAUUUUUCUUGUCUCUUAUUGAUAAAGCUCUUAUUACUUUAAAGGAAAGAUUUUCACACAUGGAAACCUUCUAUGAGCUGUAUGGAUUUCUACUCCACUGA